AAUGAAGCCACCAGCUUCAUCGAUCCCGCCACUCGAUAUUGCAAUCUGCAAUCAUCAGCAAUCAAAAAGAUCCCAUUCAAGAACAAUUGAACAGAAUUAUUUGAAAUCCACCAAAUUCGAUCAAAUUAUUCCUGUACUUUCCCACAAAUUCAUCUAAGAUUACUUGAAAUUAACCGAAUUUCCUCUCUCUUCUCUCUCGCUCCUUCAUGGACUCGAAGCAUUUUGAAAUUUGAGAGAGAACUUUCUUUCUGUUUCCUACGUUUUCAACUUUUGUUAUGGGUUUUCGGUACCUUAUGGUGAGAAGAGGAGGAGCAAUUGGAUCGUGGCUCUGUAUCGUUGUGGUUUUAAUUUCUGCGCAAAUUCAUGUCACAGCCAGAUCGGAUAAGGAAAUUAGGGAGAGAUUUUAUGGAAACUUGAUAAACUCGACGGCUCCGACUUCUGGUGACGGUAGCAUUGCCCAAAUGUUCGAUAAGGUUCUUGAGAAGGAGUUCUCUGAAAAUGAUCUGCCUGAAGGUUCUGGUGGAAGCAGCUUUAAUAGCAGUGUUGCUGAUCAGGAGGCAGAACUGGAGACGGUAGCUAAAAUCACACAUGAGAAGGGCAAGAAAAAUGAUAGUCAAAAGGCAAAUGGGACAAGAGCAUUCCAAUUUCAGGAUGUUUUUUCUCUGGAAAAUGAAGAAUCUGAUGAUGUUACAACGUUGAUUGAUAAAAAAGACAAUGUGUUUGUGAUGUCAAACAAGAAGUCAAAGUAUCCAGUACUUCAAGUAGAUUUGAGAUUGAUCUCAGACUUGGUGGUGGUUAUUGUUUCUGCCGCAAUUGGAGGAAUUAUCUUUUCUUGUUUAGGGCAACCUGUUAUUGUGGGCUAUCUUCUUGCGGGAUCAAUCAUUGGACCGGGAGGUCUAAAAUUCAUCAAUGAAAUGGUGCAGGUUGAGACAGUGGCACAAUUUGGUGUUGUAUUUCUUCUUUUUGCUUUAGGACUGGAGUUUUCUUUGACAAAGUUAAAAGUUGUGGGAGCUGUGGCUGUUUUUGGAGGUUUUCUACAGAUCAUCAUAUUUAUGUUCUUGUGUGGUAUCAUUGCCAUGUUAAGUGGAGCUAAAUUGUCCGAGGGUGUAUUUGUUGGUUCAUUUCUAUCAAUGUCAUCUACAGCAGUGGUGGUGAAAUUCUUGGUAGAACGGAAUAGCAGUAAUACUCUUCAUGGUCAAGUUACUAUUGGAACACUCAUCUUACAGGAUUGUGCCGUUGGUUUGUUAUUUGCCUUGCUCCCAGUUUUGGGUGGUCACAAUGGUCUUAUCUUAGGAAUGAUAUCUAUGGGAAAGUUGCUACUGGUGUUGUCAGUAUAUCUCACAGCCGCAUCUAUUUUGUCAUGGUCAUUUGUUCCCCGCUUUCUUAAGUUGAUGAUGCAGCUGUCGUCUCAAACAAAUGAGUUGUAUCAGCUUGCUGCUGUGGCAUUUUGUUUGCUGUCUGCUUGGUGCAGUGAUAAGCUGGGCCUCAGUCUUGAGUUGGGUUCCUUUGUAGCUGGAGUUAUGAUAUCUACCACCGACUUCGGUCAACAUACUUUAGAUCAGGUGGAACCAAUCCGCAAUUUGUUUGCAGCUUUGUUCCUUUCAAGUAUUGGAAUGCUCAUUCAUGUACAUUUUCUGUGGAGUCAUUUGGACAUUUUGCUAGCAUCUGUAAUGCUGGUUGUGUUUGUCAAGACAGCAGUUGCUAUGGUUGUUGCAAAGGCAUUUGGAUACAGUAUUAGGACUUCUUUCCAGGUUGGGAUCAUGCUUGCUCAAAUUGGAGAAUUUGCUUUUGUUCUCCUAAGUCGUGCUUCAAAUCUUCAUCUCAUUGGGGGGAAAGUUUAUCUGCUUCUUCUUGGAACAACGGCACUUAGUCUGGUGACCACCCCUCUUCUGUUCAAAUUGAUUCCUGCCGUGUUAAAUUUAGGGGUUCUCAUGCAUUGGUUCCCCUCUGAAAACAACAUACAAAAUGAGGAGAAAGCAUCAAUGAUUGAAGCACAUAACAGAAUGUUGUGACUCAACAUUAAACGUAGUAUAGUCAACUUACCUCCUGUGAAAGAUUUGUGAAUAUCAGAGCCGAUUUCUCAGCCUUAAUCGAUUUUGGUUUCGGAGAUUCUUUUCUAGGUUGCUUUAGUUUCACCAUUGGUUCAGCUAGGUUAAUGUACAGAAAAGUACAUAUAAUUUUUUGGGAGUGAAAACGGAAAAUAGAGUUCUCUGAUAGCUGUAAAUAGGAAACAUUAAUUAUAGGAUUCUCAAAUGUCUUUUUGAGGGGUUAAAUUUGAAUAUCCCAAGCUGAACAGUAUGCUCACUAUUGAAAACUGUGACCAGUUACGGUAGUACAUGGAUUCUGAUUCAUAUUUUAUGUUUAAUCCUUCCCAGAUCAGGAAA
This is a messenger RNA of Benincasa hispida (wax gourd), 2384 nucleotides long. It is a transcript of the gene KEA5, whose product is annotated as K+ efflux antiporter 5. Gene Ontology annotation, molecular function: potassium:proton antiporter activity. The record is from RefSeq and is a predicted model, not a curated record. Gene Ontology annotation, cellular component: membrane. Lineage: Eukaryota; Viridiplantae; Streptophyta; Magnoliopsida; Cucurbitales; Cucurbitaceae. Gene Ontology annotation, biological process: potassium ion transmembrane transport; proton transmembrane transport.